Messenger RNA from Osmia bicornis bicornis, 2564 nucleotides. Its product is annotated as SET and MYND domain-containing protein 4-like. The transcript has 5 exons. The record is from RefSeq and is a predicted model, not a curated record. Gene Ontology annotation, molecular function: protein binding. NCBI's taxonomy places the organism in Eukaryota, Metazoa, Arthropoda, Insecta, Hymenoptera, Megachilidae. The coding region runs from base 456 to 2345 and encodes 629 amino acids.
CUGCAUAAACAGUAGAAAAGCGGCGAUCCCAUACUAAUGCGUAUGUGUCACCAUGGUUGUCAAUGGUUGUCACCACACGGAUGGGCAGAAUUCAAUGGGUUAGUUUCGAUAGUUUUUCGAAAAUAUCUCGAAUACUAUAGUCGAACGGCGGUUAUAUGUGUAGGAAAAAGUUGUUAAAAAUGUAGAUUGCUACAACAUAUUUAAAAAUCGUCGAAAUCGGAGGUGCCGUUCGUAAUCGAGCCGAUAACGUAGAAAUCACGAGAGCAGCCGAACGAAGAGCUCACAAAGGCACGUGUGCCAACAGCGUUGUGUUAGAUAAAACAACUGAAGUAGGGGAGUCACUGGGACAUCGUGGAGAGGCUAAAGAUUUGGUCCACGACGCACGGUUCAGGUUCUGGCAUCACUGAUAGUCCAGUCUUCUUGCAUCUAUAGUCACUGCACUGAGUCACUAAUAUAUGCAAGAAAAAAUGGAUAAAUUGCUGGGUUUAUUACAUGAAAAAAUACUUGCUGUAGAUAAGUAUGAAGAUGUAUUUAAUGAUUUCAAAACUUUACAUGCAGAUGAGGAACGUGUAAGGUUUUUUCUUAAGCUUAUGCUAGAAUAUGGUAUGAUUCCUCAAAUAUGUCCAGAUAGAAAAAAUGUAAGGAAAUCUACAGAAUUAAGAGAACAAGGAAAUGAAAAAUUUAUGUCAAAAUCAUUAACAAGCUCUCUGUGUAUCGAUGCACUAAAACUGUAUACAAAAAGUAUAGCAUAUGCACCUUGUACAUCUGAACAACUUGCUUUGGCGUAUGCGAAUAGAUCUGCUGUUCUAAAAAAAAUACACAAAUACAAAGAAUGUAUUCAAGACAUAGAUAGAGCCUUAGCUUUACCAUAUCCAAAUAAUUCAAGAAGUAUAUUAUAUUUAAGAAAAAUUGAGUGUUCAAGUAUAUUAAAAUAUCCCAACACAGAAGAUACUAUUAAGGAAGCACAAAAUUGGCUAGACAGGCUGUCCUUGAAUGAUGUUGGUCAUAAAAAAAUGAAUAAUAUGUUCAUUUCUGCCAAAAAAAUAUCAGUAUCAAAUAUAUCAAAAAAACGAAGUAUCGUAAAACAAUCACCUUUGCCUGAAUUGAAAAUAUGCAACUCUGAAGUUUCUUGUGCCUCUGAUGCAAUAACUAUAAAAUAUAAUGAAAAAUAUGGCAGACACAUUGUAGCUACUCGUGACAUAAAUAUUGGUGAAAUAAUUGCUGUAGAAAAACCUUAUUUGCUAAUGUUAAGUCCUAACAAUUUACAGACGCAUUGUUCAAAUUGCUUGGAAGUAUGCUGGGCUAAUAUACCUUGUAACUAUUGUACAUAUGCUAUGUAUUGUUCAGAAGAAUGUAAAGCUUCGGACUGGAAAAAAUAUCAUGACAUAGAAUGUAAGGUAUUUCCUUACUUUUUUAAAAUGAAUUUUAUGGAACGUCAUCAGUAUAGUGUAAGACUUGCUAUUCAGGCAGUAAGAGAGAGUAAUAAUAUACAGAACUUAAGAGAAGAACUAAAAGAAGUUGAAAAUUGUGAUAAUCCUCGUACAAAGGGUUUUUCAAAAAAUGGUACAUUUGAAAGUGAUGCAUACAGAAGUGUAUUAAGUUUGGUUACUCACGUUGAAAAACUAUCAUUAGAAGAUCUCUUUACAAGAUCCGCAGAAGCUAGUUUUAUAUCGUAUUACCUAGCAACAAGUACUGAUAUAUUUGGAAGUUCACUGAAAGAUUUAUCUGAAUUAAUAGAAAACAAUGAUGCUAUCUUUGUUGGGGGGCUCAUUCUAAGGCAUCUGCAGUUGAUCCCUCUUAAUACUCAUUCUUUUACGGAGGAACAUGAAAUCGCUUCGGAAGACCGUGGUGGAGCACUUAUGCCAUUUCUUAGUCUGUUUAAUCACAGUUGCAACCCAAACAUUCUAAGAGUUUCAAGGACUGCGCAUAUAAUUGCUUAUGCAAUGUAUCCUAUCAAGAAGGAUGAACAGAUAUUUGAUCACUAUGGUCCAUUAUAUUCAAUGGUACCAAAAUUUACGAGACGCUUGGAACUUCUAAUACGCUACUUCUUCACUUGCGAUUGUGUAGCUUGUGUGGAAGACUGGCCAGAAUUUCAUGAAUUAAUGUUAUCUAAGGAAUCCAGUUUAGGAAUAGCUCUUCGCACGUUGCCAAAUUAUCCUAAAUAUCGCCGUAUGGCGGAAGAAGGAAAUGUAUUUAAUCAACAUAUGAUAGAUGACUUGUUACAAAUGUUUGAACGAGUAUAUAAAGCGGUACGAAUGCCUCACUGCACAAUAACCGAGAUAUCAGCAAUUCUUAAACGCGUCUAUUGCUUAAGUGGAAACAGAUUUGAUAUUCCUGAACUAUAAUAUGCAUCAAACGCGCCCACGUAAUGUCAUGUUAAUUUCAAGAUUGAUUAUUCAACGUAUAUUCUAUUGUUCUUAUCUUACAAAUAGACAGCUGAUUAUUAAGAACAAAGUAUCACAUUGUGUUCGCAGAAUUUGAAUUUAGACAGAAACUGUUAAUUACACAUUUAUUAAUUUGUAAAUUUUAAAACAUUUUAUCAUUAAUAUUCUAUUAUUUGUAAA